Lactuca virosa is the source of this 2138-nucleotide messenger RNA. The record is from the annotation of a GenBank genome assembly. Lineage: Eukaryota; Viridiplantae; Streptophyta; Magnoliopsida; Asterales; Asteraceae.
AUGGAUAAAGCUGUGGCUAACAAAUCUAGUUUAAACCCAAUGAAUUUCCAAUUGGGUUUUAAUGAAUCAGCUCAAAAUCCCAAUUCAAACCCUAAUUUUGACGAUAGUGGUUGGGGUUACUGUACGGAGGAACAGUUGGAAGAGAUUUUGUUGAAGAAUUUGGAGUUUUUGUAUAAUGAGGCGAUCGUUAAGCUAGUUGCAUUAGGUGGAACGACUGUGAAUGAUGGAGAUCCAGAUGAAAGCGAACAGGUUUUUGCUGAUUUGAGACAGUUGGAAGAAUAUUCGCUAGCUGGCAUGGUGUGUUUGUUGCAGCAAAUUAAACCACACUUGAGUAAAGGAGAUGCAAUGUGGUGUUUACUCAUGAGUGAUCUUCACGUAGGUCGUGCAAGUGUGAUGGAAAUCCCUAUUGCUUCAAAUGCUAAUGGGGAUGGUUAUGGCAAUACUGAGUCCAGCAGUCCUGUUGUGAACAAUGUGGAGAAGGUGAAUGAUGAUUCAGUUGGUGUGACUCCUGCUUUAUGCAGGUUUCAUGGUGGGUGGGGUUUUGGAAAUGGGGGAACAUCUGAUUUCCCUGUAAACCGGUUUCUAUCAUAUGCUGCUUCAGAAAUGAGUUUGCAGAGGGAGAUCGAGUGUCCAAAGAGGUUCAAUCUUACACCUUCUAUGAAGAUGCUUUUGAAAAGAAAUGUAGCAAUGUUUGCUGCAGGAUACAGAGCAACUGCUAAAGACACACAGGUUGGUUCAAGUUCUUUAUCCAAUGGGCAUUCAUCAGCUGUAGUUGAAACCACAAGUGGUGAAGUUGAAAAAACCGAGGAGACACAGAGCACGAAGAAUCAAGAAGUGGUUAACAUGAUGUUGAGUAAGUUUCGUGAUCUGAAUCUUGAAGGAGACAUGGAAUAUGUUCCCGAGGAUCAAAAGGAUGAGAUGAUCUUGAGUUUAAUGCAUCAGAUUAAAGAUCUUGAGAGACAAGUGAAGGAAAGGAAGGAAUGGGCACAUCAGAAAGCAAUGCAAGCAGCAAGAAAGCUGAGUCAUGAUCUUACUGAAUUAAAGAUGUUGAGAAUGGAAAGGGAGGAAACACAACGUAUGAAACAGGGGAAACCAGGUACUGAAGAUCCAACCAUGAAGAGGCUUUCAGAAAUGGAGACUGCUUUGAGGAAAGCAAGUGGACAAGUGGACAGAGCAAAUGCAGCUGUUAGACGCCUUGAAACUGAGAAUGCUGAAAUUAGAGCAGAGAUGGAGGCUUCAAAGUUGAGUGCUUCUGAAUCUGUUAACACAUGUUUGGAAGUUGCAAGGAGGGAGAAGAAGUAUCUUAAAAGGUUAUUGGCUUGGGAAAAACAGAGAGCCAAGUUGCAGGAUGAUAUUGCAGUGGAGAAGAGGAAGAUUGGUGAGUUGCAAGAAGAGAUGAUCCAAGUUGAAGUAGCAAAAAAGGCAGCUGAGGAAAAGUGGAAGCAGGAGCAAAAAGCAAAAGAACAUGCCCUAACACAGGUGGAGGAAGAAAGGCGACUGAAAGAAGCAACAGAAGCCAACAACAAAAGGAAACACGAAUCUCUUCGGUCAAAGAUAGAGCUUGACUUUCAACGCCACAAAGAUGACCUCCAAAGACUUGAACAGGAACUCUCACGUCUCAAAACCAUGUCUUCAACCAACUCAGACAACAAACAACACUCAACCACUAAUCUAUCCACCCCACACACCCCAAACGGGUCCCACCCAACCAUUGCCAGAAUGCUCCAUGAACUCGAUAAUCUUGAUGAUUCUGAUGAAAAAGAAACCGGGAUCGAUCGCGAUUGCAUAAUCUGUUUGAAAGAUGAGGUUUCUGUGGUGUUUUUGCCUUGUGCUCAUCAGGUUCUUUGUGCAAGUUGCAAUGAUGAAUAUGGGACAAAAGGGAAGGCCAAGGCCACGUGUCCAAUCUGCAGGGUUCCUAUUGAACAGAGGAUUCGUGUUUUUGGGGCCACCUCUUAACUCUUUAACUCUUAAGCCGGUUGGUUAUAAAUUUAUAAUGUCAAGAGUAAAUUGUUAAGGCUGUGAUGAUAUUAUUAUACAAAACAGAAUGAAUGAUUGGUGGUUUUUUGUUCAUGUGGUGUUGGUUGCUUCAAGCUGUUGUGGUUAAAACAGCAACGUUACAUUGUUUAUAAAUAAGCCUG